Molecule: messenger RNA, 2776 nt
Organism: Rhinichthys klamathensis goyatoka
Lineage: Eukaryota; Metazoa; Chordata; Actinopteri; Cypriniformes; Leuciscidae
Product: hyccin 2
Exons: 14
Coding region: 354-2060 (568 amino acids)
Biological process (GO): protein localization to plasma membrane; phosphatidylinositol phosphate biosynthetic process
Cellular component (GO): plasma membrane
Source: RefSeq, a predicted model, not a curated record
CAGAGCGACUCAAUUGGUCAGGUAAAUAGCUGCAAGUUGGCAGGAAGAGCAGAGCUAGAGAGCGGAGAUACAUGAUGAUGUCAACACGGCAGUGAACCUUUCGAGGUGGUCGUUGUGUCCGGUCUGUCCUUUAAGGCGCAUUGCAGCUUUGCUCAAGGACUCUAGCGAUCAUCUGCAGCAUCCGGAGGAGUCCAGAUCCUACUGGUGUGUGAGCUUUAAUGGAGAUUUUGAGCGGGAUGUGUGCGUCUUCUUUUUAUCUGCCGGCUGUUUGACCAGAGAUCAAGAGGCAUGGAGAAUCUGAGCCACAUCUCUCCUUGUCUACACUUGUGAGCUGGGUUUGAGUCAGGAGGACCAUGCUCAGCUCACAGCGUGUGGUGGAGGAAUGGCUCUCUGAGUUCAAGACCUUACCUGAAGAGCAAAUCCGCAGCUAUUCUGGCAGUCUGCGUCUGAAGAAAGCUCUGGUACCUGCUCUCUAUGCUGUUAUUCAGGAGCAGCCCUGCAGUGAGCUGCUGGCUCCGGUGUGUCAUCAGUUGUUUGAGUUGUACCGGCACUCAGAGGAAGGUUUGCGUCAGUUUACCCUGCAGUUCCUUCCUGAACUCAUCUGGGUGUACUUGCGUCAUUCAGCCAGCAGAGAGCGUUACCGCAAUGGCUGCGUGGAAGCCCUGCUACUGGGGAUCUAUAACCUGGAAAUUGUGGACAGUAAAGGAAAUUCCAAGCUGCUGUCAUUCACCAUACCAACUCUCUCUAAGCCUUCAAUAUACCAUGAGCCAUCCAGCCUGGGGUCCAUGGCGUUAACCGAGGGAGCCCUGAACCAGCACGACCUCAUCCGGGUGGUGUACAGCGGCCUGCUGUCUCAGAGAGAGACGUUCACCUCACAGAACAGGUUUGAGGUGCUGUCUUUUCUAAUGCUCUGCUACAACUCAGCCGUGGUCUUUAUGCCUGCGUCCUCCCAUCAAUCGGCUUGCAGAAUGAGCACGCGGCUGUGUGUGAGCGGUUACCCGCGGCAGCAGCAAAAGCCGUGGAAGGAGCCGUAUUACCGUAUGCGAUUGGAGCCGGAGUUUAUGGUGCAGAUGCUGACUGCUGUUUACCAUGCCAUUUAUAAUGGGCAGUGGGAUCUGGGGAGGGAAGCUUUGGAUGACAUCCUCUACCGAGCACAGCUAGACCUCCAUGCCCAGCCAUUACUGGUGGCAAAUGCAAUUAGUCGCUCACUUCCGUCCCGUCCUCCGGAGGGCUCGCGGAACCUUCUGGAGGUGGAAGUAACGCAUACCGGGAGAUGCAUCUCACAGGCAGCUGUCACUGCCGCCUCCAUUCGUCGGCUCCGCUGGAAACGAGAGGAUUGUUUUGAUUUCACAACCAUGGCUGAAUUCUACGCCUCCAUCAUCCCCAGCCGAUACACCCCCCCGGAGAGACCAGACAAUCCUGUGGCAUGCGGGCGGAUAAAGUGCACCAUUCACCUAACCUUGCAAGAUGCCGACGGUGUGAGCUGUGGAGAGGACUCUUUUGACCCAGAUGAAGGAUUUUCCUCUGGGGCUUCCAGCAGCAGCCAGCCCAGCAGCGUGAAACGUGACUGGGUCAUAACUGGCGUUCGACCUUCCCGAGAUCCGGGAGCCAGGCUGAGGGAGAGCGCGUCGGCCGACACCAGAGCCGCGCUCCGAAGCCUCCACCAACGGCACCAGUCCCCUCCCCCUGCCGUCAGCCUCCGAACCACAGAGAGCAGCCGCAGCCCGAGUCCCAGCGCUACUCGACGCUUUCUGGACCCGCAUUACAUCUCUCCCUUUGCUGGUGCGCCACCCAAAACCAGCAGCACGUCUUCAAGCAAGUCUCUUGACUGUACUGGCCUCAACGGCUCAUCGGGACCCACAGAUAGCCUGUCGCUGGGUAGCCUCAGCGCAGACAGGGCUCACUAUCUGUCAGCCAUCAGUUUGCAAGAGGAACGUCUUGGGCAAGCGGCGCGCAGCCAGGAUCUCCUUUCCCCCGGGAGUCCGUUCUCCUCUGGAAGCCCACUGUCCAAACAGUCUCGAUCAUCCAGUUUUAAUAUGCAGAUUAUUUCCCAGGUCUAGAAUGAUUUUGCUGGACUAUGUGUGUGCAUGAGUGAGAGAGAGAGAGAAAGCGUGAGAGAGAGAGAGAGAAGCAGAAAUGUUAACGUGCAUGCGUACAAGCAUGUUGUCUUAUGAUGUGUGUGUGUGAAUGUGUUCGAAUGAGGGUGCGCUCAUACACUUUUAUUUGAUCACUACAUUAUGCACUUGGGUUCGGUGUGGAGGAAAUAUUUGUUUUGCACAAAGGACAUAUUCAAGUGUACAUGAUCCGAGACUGUUUUAAAUGUGCCAUACAAACAAACAAUAACAACAUGGUGUUAGUAGGAACAAACAUUACUGUAUCAGAGCAAUGAACUUCAAAAACCGACAAUCAUGGUCAGUGCAUCGAGAAAGGCCUGAUAGUGCAUGAUCCAAAGAGUCUUAUCCAACCCAGCUGUACUGUAGGUCGUCCUGAAGAAAUCCUCUUCCAUGUCACCGUUUUCGGUUUGUGCUGAUUGAGCUUACUGUUGCCUGUGCUGUCCACCCAUCAUAGAAAAUACAUUGUGUGUGGACUGCCUCAAUGAAAUGCUAAAAAAAACAGUAUAUGUUGUACUUUGGAACAGGUUUAUAUUUUAAAUUGUGUAUAUUUGUGUAAAUGAUUAUUGUACUAUAGAAAGAGUAUAUGCUAACAGAAUCUAUAUUGCUUGUACAGAGAUAGAAAGCUAUCUGCUGAAUGGUGAAUAAAUGUGCUGUUCAUGGGA